Melampsora larici-populina 98AG31 is the source of this 1965-nucleotide messenger RNA. RefSeq lists its product as uncharacterized. The transcript has 8 exons. NCBI's taxonomy places the organism in Eukaryota, Fungi, Basidiomycota, Pucciniomycetes, Pucciniales, Melampsoraceae. The record is from RefSeq and is a predicted model, not a curated record. The coding region runs from base 1 to 1965 and encodes 654 amino acids.
AUGAAGUCUCAAGACCCAAAAGUACCACCUUCCACUUGGAAUCUCAGAAAACGACGAGCAUCCGAGUCAGCUGAGGGCGAAAAAGAUCGUGCGGUCGUAAAGGCAAAAGUUUGGGUUAGAAAAAGCGGAGCCAUCACAGCCACCAGGAUUCAAAGUACGGAGAAUCUGGAACUUGCAGCUUCACCCCAUGACCAACUUCAAUCAGAACACGAGGGACGAGCAGACGGGACAGGUGCGGCCGGUGAUAAUGAUGAGGAUAUGUCCCUUCAAGACCUUCGUAAAAAGAUGAAGCCCUUCAAAAUCGUAGGAUCUAAGACUGACACCGCUCGGCGGGUCGCAAAUCUACCACAACGGCCUGAUAAAUCUGUUGUGCAAGGUCGAGUUAGCGUCGUACAGCCUGCGAAUAAAUCCAAGAAGAGAUGCGUCCGGAGGAUCGUUGAUUCUGAAGAUGACGAGGAAUCCGCAUCGGGUGAUUUUCAUUUCGAUUCUUGCUCACAUGUUCCAAAUAACGCUAGAGGGACUGGGAUACCUCCUAACCCUGUCAUACCUGUGGCUGGGAGCGUGGCCCGGCGUAAUUUAUAUCCUCCUGUCGAAUUUCCGAGUCGUGAAAGAGGCACAGCCUUGCCGCGCCCCAGACCUACUGACCUGACGGCCAAAGACAAAGGAAAGCAACGAGCGGUUACGGAUUCUGGAAGCGAGUUCGAUCCUCAAGAAAACGAAUUUGAGGAUCGUUCUGAGGACGAGAAUUUCGAGCAAAUGGAUACUGACAGAGACUCACGUGGCCCUGAGUCUCCCACAUCACAAGCUGAUUCUGUCGCGAGCAAGAAGGUGUCCGGAGAAAUUGACGAUAUCAUGGAAGAUAUUGGCAUAUCUGAUAUAGAUCCUGACCCUUUCAACGAUGACAAUGAGAUGUCUGAUCACCCAGAUUGCCACGACUGUAACAGGAACAUGAAGCAGAUGAAGAACGCAAUCAGAAAAACGAACCAGAAUGUUUCUCAGAUAGGCCACGUUGUCCGCAACAUCGCCAGAGUUAUGAAGAAGAUGGAGGCUAAUAAAGGUUCCACUGGAGGGACUCGGGAUGGAAAGAAGGCAAAAAAACCAUUGGAUUUGGAUGACGUUGGCGAAGCGGAAAACCUUGAGGGAGGCGAGAGGGAUCCACAUUAUCCCUACCGAGGCGGACCUGGCGGCGCAGACGCUAAUCCUCAAGUCUUGCUUAUCAUGUGGAAGAUGAUGAGAAGCGUAGGGGUACAAUCAUUCCGACCGAUCUGGGAGAAUCAAAUGAGCUCUCCGGAGAACAAGUUCUUGUGGCAACUAGCUACCGCCAUAUUUAUUCGAUUGGUACAAUGCGGCGAAUACGAUGACGUUACGAAGUCAGAAGCGAAGUCUUCUGUAGUUUACAAUGCUAUCACAUUGCACGCCAGGCAAAGAAUUCAACGCGUCUUUCGUGAAUACACCACCAUGUCAGGUGCUGAACUGCAAGCCCGUGAAAAGCUUGGAGUGCGGAGAGGUAGACUGAAUGUUUGGAAGAAGCGAAGAUGUAACACUGCUACAUCUUUGACCAAUAUGUGGUCGUUAUGUCCGCUCAUCAAGGCAGCUUCGAGUGACGAUGAGACCGACGAUGAGGAGGAUUUUUCUACCGAAGCAAAGAAGCGCUGCAGGGUCUUGCGGCUCCCCUGGCGAAGUGCGGCUCUAGAAAAACUUUUAGUGCAAUUAGAUCAAUACCAAGAGCGAAAGAAAAAAGAAAGUCCCAAGGGGGUAUCCGGAGCAAAACCUCGAGUCAGGAUACGUGAAAAGGGAGAGGAUAGGAAGGAAAGUAUGAUACCUGCUCCAGCCGGACUAAGUAUUGAUUGUUACUCUGAAGAGUGGCUUUCCACUCUGGAUGCCAGCGAGAUUGAAUUGCUGGAGAUUGACCCUGUACCAAAAUUGAAGCCCCUACAAAAACAAGCCAGAAUCUUGGGGUUGUGA